Molecule: messenger RNA, 2294 nt
Organism: Empidonax traillii (willow flycatcher)
Lineage: Eukaryota; Metazoa; Chordata; Aves; Passeriformes; Tyrannidae
Gene: ARFGAP2
Product: ADP ribosylation factor GTPase activating protein 2
Exons: 17
Coding region: 65-1684 (539 amino acids)
Biological process (GO): COPI coating of Golgi vesicle
Molecular function (GO): GTPase activator activity
Source: RefSeq, a predicted model, not a curated record
ACCGCGGCGCCGAUUGGGCCCGGCCGGCCCCCGUCCCCGCGGGGGUGUCUGGGAAGGAGAGAUCAUGGCGGCGGAGCCGAGCAAGACGGAGAUCCAGACUCUCUUCAAGCGGCUGCGGGCAGCGCCGGCCAACAAGUCGUGCUUCGACUGCGGCGCCAAGAACCCGAGCUGGGCCAGCAUCACCUACGGGGUGUUCCUGUGCAUCGACUGCUCCGGCGUCCACAGGUCCCUGGGCGUGCAUCUCAGCUUCAUCAGGUCCACGGAGUUGGAUUCUAACUGGAACUGGUUCCAGCUGAGGUGUAUGCAAGUGGGCAGCAAUGCCAAUGCGACUGCUUUCUUCCGCCAGCACGGCUGUACUACCACAGAUGCCAACGCUAAAUAUAACAGCCGAGCUGCCCAGAUGUACAGGGAGAAGAUCCGGCAGCUGGCAAGUGCUGCCAUGGCCAAGUAUGGCACUGAUCUGCUUAUAGAUGGACUGAGUGGAGCCCCUGGGCACUCCCCUGACAAGAGUGAUGCUGAUUUCUUCACAGAGCACACACAGUCUUCCAGUACCUGGGAUGUAGCAGAUGCCAGCCAGAAUCCUGCAGAGUCUUCCCUGGAGGUGGAAAAAGCAGCAAAGUCAUCAGAAGGCAGUGAAGUGUCGAAUCCCAGCCAGGGCCCAUCUAUUGACUUGUUGAGCACAUCUCCUAAAGCUCCUUUAGACAUGUCCAUGUAUCUAUCAACACAAGGGGCUGCUCCUGCCAGAGAACUUAAAUCCUCCCUCAUUGGAAAGAAGAAGCCAGGAGCUGCCAAGAAAGGGUUGGGUGCAAAAAAAGGUCUUGGAGCCCAGAAAGUAAGCAGCCAGAGCUUCAGUGAGAUUGAGCGGCAAGCCCAGGUGGCAGAGCAGCUGAGGGAGCAGCAGGCAGUGGAGUCCAGGAAACAAGCCGAGGAGUCCAUAGUCGCCUCAAUGCGUCUGGCUUAUCAGGAACUGCAGCUUGAUCGAAAGAAGGAAGAGAAGAAGCUUCAGAAUCUUGAAGGGAAGAAGCGUGAACAAGCAGAGAGGCUGGGCAUGGGCUUGGUGUCCAGAAGUCCUGUUUCACACUCGGUGAUGGCUGAGAUGCAAGUAAUUGAGCAGGAGACGCCGCUGGUAGCAAAGGCUUCCCGCUCCCAGUUGGACUUGUUUGAAGAUGGUGGAAGGUUCGCAUCUGGACCCCCCAAGUACAAAUACAGUCCCUUCUCAUUCGAAGAUGCAUUUGGCUCACGAUGGGAAACAGACUCUUCAUGGGGUAUGGACAAAGAAGAGGAACCUGAGGUGACCGUUUCCAGUAUUCGGCCAGUUUCAGAGAGACCCCCCAGUAGGCGGGAGACUGAGAACAGGCCAUCCAUUGUGGAAUCCAAUGAAGCUCGACAGAAGUUUGCAGGGGCUAAAGCUAUCUCUUCAGAUAUGUUUUUUGGGCGGGAGGCAGAUGCUGAGUAUGAAGCCAGAUCCCGACUGCAGCAGCUCUCGGGCAGCAGUGCCAUCAGCUCUGCAGACCUGUUUGGAGAGGCUGACAAUGUACACUCAGGUGGCGUGUCUAUUGGAAAUGUCCUGCCUGCAGCUGACAUUGCACAGUUCAAGCAAGGAGUGAAAUCGGUUGCUGGCAAGAUGGCUGUCCUAGCCAAUGGGGUGAUGAACUCCCUCCAGGAUCGUUAUGGCUCAUAUUGAUGACCCAGGGACUGCAACUCAAAGGGAAGCAAGCAAGAAGCACUGAUGCCACCUUUGUCCGGAGUAAACUCUGCAGGACUGUUUUAUUAUCUGGGUUGGGUGGGGAGGGGAGAAGGUAACCGGAGGGAGUCAGGACAUGGCUGUUCCCAGGAUGCUUUCUGAAUAUCUCUGGAUUCCACUCUAUUAAAAUUCAAUGUGCCCUCAUACCCACUGCUAUCUACUAGCCAGUGGAGACAGGCCUUCUUACAGGGUUAACCUCACUGUUGUAAAAGAUAUGACAGGAACUCCUGGACUGCCCUCAUCAGUGCUCUUGUCACUCUUGGCCCAUACCUUAACUCACCAAGUGACAGAGGAAAGGGGAAUGCUAUUUUUCUGAAUAUCAUGUGACAUGACUGUUUUUUGUUCUGCUCAGUGCUCCCCAUCCAUGGUGCUGUGGAGUCCUCCAUAUUUGCAGGAUCUGACUUUUGCCAUGAUACAAUCCUUUUUACUGUCUUCUAAACCAGCAUAUAUAGAUGCAGGAGAAAAAAAAAAAGCAAAGAUUAUUUUUUUAGCUUCUAACUACAUCAUCAGCAAGAAAGGCCCAGUUAAAGAAGUAAAGAUAUUUACUGGA